Phaethon lepturus (White-tailed tropicbird) is the source of this 443-nucleotide messenger RNA. RefSeq names its product MORN repeat containing 2 (gene MORN2). The transcript has 3 exons. Lineage: Eukaryota; Metazoa; Chordata; Aves; Phaethontiformes; Phaethontidae. The annotation marks the transcript as partial. The record is from RefSeq and is a predicted model, not a curated record.
AUGGACUAUUACCCAAUUAACAUGCUGCUUUGCCUGUGUAAGAACUGCCCCCAGACACCCAGAAGCUGCUGUUGGGACUGUUUCCACAGGGUCGUCCUGCAGACAGCCACAGCCACUGCCCUGAUGGUCCACUGGGGUCUGCUCUGCCAGCUCCCCACCACCCCCACAGUGGGGCUCUGUGGUGGAAGAACAGUCUUGUUUUCUAGAGGAGGAGUGCAAAAGGACGGUGUGCUUGAGACGAAUGGUCAUGGAGUCCACACUGGCACCAACUGAACUACAUACACGAGCAGCUGGAAAAAUGACAAAAUGAAUGGUACUGGAAGGCUAGAACAUCCUUCUGGGGCAGUUUAAGAAGGCAAGUUCAAAGACAACAUGUUUCAUGGGGCUGGAACCUACAUAUUUCCAAAUGAGGCAAAGUAUAUUGGACCAUUCAAUGAAAAGAA